Messenger RNA from Ruditapes philippinarum (Manila clam), 519 nucleotides. RefSeq lists its product as uncharacterized. NCBI's taxonomy places the organism in Eukaryota, Metazoa, Mollusca, Bivalvia, Venerida, Veneridae. The transcript is spliced from 5 exons. The record is from RefSeq and is a predicted model, not a curated record. Bases 1 to 519 code for a protein of 172 amino acids.
AUGAUAAAAUUGAUACUAGACGGCAGCGCUACAACAAUCUCGUCGUCAAGUGAUUCAUCGUCAACAACUAUAAAAGUGACGACAGAUUGUCUUUCGCCUAGUACAAGUGUCUCUUUUACAUGGUACUAUUUUAAGGAAGGACAGACACCAGUAUUAAUUGAGAACAGCCAACCAUUAGAAUUAACUGACGAAUACGGCUGUAUGAAUGGACAUUGUGGAGGGAAUGGGGUUGUCAAGAUUACCAGUAAAUUGACCAUUAACGAAGAUCCCGAUGGAGAAUAUUACUAUUUUAAAGUUUUGGUCAAUCAGACUGAUGCACUCAAGAUGUUUAAUAUUACAGACCGAAAAUUUAAAAUGAAAGUUAAUUCAGAAAAUGAUGACAAUGGUUCUUCCAAUGUAGCGAGCUUCAUUGCUGUCGGAGUUAGCACAUUUGCAGUUACAGUGCUUUUGUUUAUCUCGUCGAUCGUUGUCUUUAAAUGCAUCAGGUUUGACAGUGUCAGUGUCAUAGAUUUGCACUGA